Peronospora matthiolae is the source of this 651-nucleotide messenger RNA. The record is from the annotation of a GenBank genome assembly. NCBI's taxonomy places the organism in Eukaryota, Oomycota, Peronosporomycetes, Peronosporales, Peronosporaceae.
AUGUACGAAGGGAUUGACAACCUGAAAUCCCUUUACGACCGUGCCGGGAAGACUUUCUCCGGCGGUCCUUCUGCGGCACAGGAUGUGUCGCGUCGUACUGCUCGACCAGACCCAGUACGUCAACCAUCAGUUGGGAGCGGGGCUCCCAAGAAUCCCAGGACGGGGGAUAGCCGCGCCACCGGACGAGGUAACUCGUCCGACGUCCGUUCACGUCGCGGUGGUUCAACAGCUGCUCUACUAGAUAGCGCUGGCCACCGCGAGAGUCCUCUAAUGGAGGUGGAGGAGGAGGAAAGACGCUCUCCACACGAUCAUGUGGAUCGGUGUGUUCCCGAGAGCUUCUUUGAUCGCGUAACGCAAGGGUUACGCGACGAUCUCGAGCAUGAGCGGAAUAGGCGUCUCCAGAUGGUGGACACUGCCUCGAAGCAUCGAGCUGAGUUUGCCUUUGCUCAGCUUGAGAACGAGAGAUCUCUGACAUCUCUUCGUGACGAGCUAAGGGUAGCUCGUGGGAUUGUUGAUCGGUCUCGGGCUGAGAUAACUGCUCUUCAGACCCUUGUUGAUGCCCACCAUCGGGAGCACAAGGCUCUCUGCGAGAUGCUUGAGCGCAAGGGCGUUCUUCAUCGGAAGAAGCAGCGUACUGAUGGUACGGCUUAA